ACCCAAGAAGAGGAGGAACAGUGCGGAAAAAAAAGAGUUGCAGAGUCAAUAUUUUGUUUUGAACUGUUCCUCAGUAGUCUUCCCUCUUAUCCUCACAUUUAAGCAAACGACUUAAAAUGGAUGACGACGACGCCCCUCCAGAAUUGGUAGACGUGACGGCAUUCCCAGAGUCUCAAGAAAAGAGAGAGGAAGAAAAAGAAAAGAAAACAGAAGAUGAAGAAGUCGUCAGUCGGGUGCCCAUAACUCUGGUUACAGGAUAUCUGGGAGCUGGCAAGACAACAUUACUCAAUUACAUUCUCACGGAGCAACAUGGCAAGAAGAUUGCAGUGAUUAUGAAUGAAUUCGGAGAUUGUAAGCCAUAUAUCUCUCCAAUACCCGCAUGCUCUCACUCAUCAUACUACAUCAGCCACCGAUAUCGAAAAGUCAUUAACAGUAAACCAAAACGGCCAAGAAGUUACCGAGUGGCUCGAUGUCGGUAACGGCUGUAUUUGCUGCUCAGUCAAAGACUCCGGUGUCCAAGCGAUCGAGUCCCUAAUGGACCGUCGCGGAACCUUUGACUACAUCCUGCUUGAAACCACCGGUCUUGCAGACCCCGGCAACAUUGCCCCCUUAUUUUGGGUCGACGAUGGCCUCGGAAGCUCCAUCUACCUCGACGGUAUUGUCACACUUGUAGACGCGAAGAAUAUUCUGAGAUUACUAGAUGAGCCUACUCCAGAAGAGACGACAGCAACGCAUGCCGGUGAACAUGGUGAUCAUACUGGCCCAGCAUUGACAAUGGCCCAUCUACAGAUUUCGCAUGCAGAUGUUAUUGUCCUCAACAAAGCCGAUCUGGUAACGCCGGCUGAACUAGAGGCAACACGCCAAAGAAUCGGGUCCAUCAAUGGUGCCGCGAAGAUUCAUGUCACGGAUCAUAGUCGCACGCCGCAGAUCGAAGGCGUCGUCCUAGAUCUACAUGCCUAUGACCAACUAUCAAAGAUGGAUUUCUCGGAAAAGGGACAUGCGCAUAUUGAUCCCAAAAUUUCUACUAUUGCAUUAACGCAUCCCAGGAUUUCGCCAGACCAAAUACCGCGAGUCGAUGAAUGGCUGAUGUCGGUGUUGUGGAAGAGCGUUAUAAAGUAUCCUGGUGAUGCGCAGAAUACGCAGAAGCCGGGUUUUGAGAUCCACCGUCUCAAGGGUAUACUAGCCUUGACCGAUGGUACAUUUAAGAUCAUUCAGGCUGUGAGGGAAAUGUACGAAAUAAGAGAUUCCGAGAAUCGAGAAAGCAAGGACGAUGAGACCGAUGUACCUGAUCAUUGCAAGAUUAUUAUCAUUGGCCGUGAUCUAGGUACGUUGGCUAGUCCUUGGCAGGAGAGUUUCGCUCACGCUCUACAAGCUUGAGCCGACCCUCUGUAUAUCAAUAUAUUGAAGAAGAAAAGCAAACAUUGAAAUACAACAUAAUCGUUACUCGUAC
Talaromyces stipitatus ATCC 10500 is the source of this 1450-nucleotide messenger RNA. Its product is annotated as CobW domain protein. The record is from RefSeq and is a predicted model, not a curated record. The coding region runs from base 337 to 1377 and encodes 346 amino acids. The transcript has 4 exons. Lineage: Eukaryota; Fungi; Ascomycota; Eurotiomycetes; Eurotiales; Trichocomaceae. Gene Ontology annotation, cellular component: cytoplasm.